GAUUAUUUUGCAAGCCUCUACAAAGAUUGGAUUAUUUUAAAUUUGAAUUAGAUUGUUCAAACGAUGUCGUUUGCAAAAAGUGCGUUUCCUUCGGAGUUUCCGUACCAAUCGAACGACUCAUUCAUUCCUCAAAACUGAAAAGGUCCAAAAACUUCUCAUCUAUCCUCACUCAAACAAAGCACCAACCCAUUCCGUCUCAUUUCCCCGACCGAUGGCCUCCCGGAACCCCAGUCGCCGCCGUCCCUCCGCCGCAGUCGUGCCUGUGAAGAGGAAGCCGGUGUUCGUCAAAGUGGAGCAGUUGACACCCGGGACCAGCGGCCACAACCUCACCGUGAAGGUCUUAAACUCCAACACAGUGCUGGAGAAGAAGCCCCGCGAUACGUCGCUGACGGGGUUCCAUCGCCCUCCUCUGAACACUCGCAUCGCUGAAUGCCUCGUCGGCGACGAAACUGGCACUAUCCUCUUCACGGCUCGUAACGAGCAAGUGGACUUGAUAAAGCCAGAAACCACUGUGAUUCUCCGCAACGCCAAGAUUGACAUGUUCAAGGGGUCGAUGAGGCUAGGCGUGGACAAAUGGGGCCGUAUUGAGGUGACCGAACCUGCGGAUUUCACUGUCAAAGAAGAUAACAACCUGUCAUUAAUCGAGUACGAGCUGGUGCCAGUCGAAGAAUCCGGCCCCAACAUGUGAAGUGCAUUAUCUCUCUAUUAGGUGAAGAAAAUGGAAUUAGAUUCUGGGACCUGGGUAUUGUGGUUAGGAGAUUGUUAAUGAAGUCCAAGUUUACCCUUUUUUUUUCUUAUUAAUAUUAUUAUUGGCUAUAAAAUUCAGGUUUGGUGAAUGCUGAAGAUUGGGUGGAAGUUUGGUUUAUAAAAAAAUCCAGUUUGGGAUUACUGGGGUUU
Molecule: messenger RNA, 897 nt
Organism: Cuscuta campestris
Lineage: Eukaryota; Viridiplantae; Streptophyta; Magnoliopsida; Solanales; Convolvulaceae
Source: the annotation of a GenBank genome assembly